Molecule: messenger RNA, 4535 nt
Organism: Cynocephalus volans (Philippine flying lemur)
Lineage: Eukaryota; Metazoa; Chordata; Mammalia; Dermoptera; Cynocephalidae
Gene: JMJD4
Product: jumonji domain containing 4
Exons: 6
Coding region: 161-1438 (425 amino acids)
Biological process (GO): positive regulation of translational termination; protein hydroxylation
Cellular component (GO): cytoplasm; nucleus
Molecular function (GO): sequence-specific DNA binding; 2-oxoglutarate-dependent dioxygenase activity
Source: RefSeq, a predicted model, not a curated record
GGUCCGGAGGGAACUCGGGGCCCUCGGGCUCUGGUCCCGGGCCUGUGCCUUUCCGUUUCCGGUCCGGCCGAAGUGAGGCUCGGGGCAUGGGCAUCCUGCCGCGCCUCGAGCCCUCCGCGGAUAGACUGCAGUCCAGUCCUUGCUCCCCCGGCCCGGCCGGAUGGACCGCGAGACGCGCGCCUUCGCCGAGCGCCACUUCCGAGGCCUCGGGGGCCGCGUCUCGGACGGCGGCGGCCGGGCUCCGGGCAGUGUGGCCUUCAUCAAGGAUCCCGACGCCUUCUCCUACGCCGACUUCUUCAAGGGCUACCUGCUGCCCAACGUGCCCUGCGUGUUCUCCAGCGCCUUUACCGAGGGCUGGGGCAGCCGGCGGCGCUGGGUGACGGCCGCGGGGAAGCCCGACUUCGACUACCUGCUCCAGAAGUACGGAGACGUGGUUGUACCCGUUGCAAACUGCGGGGUCCGGGAAUACAACUCGAACCCCAAAGAACACAUGCCCCUCAGAGACUACAUCAGCUACUGGAAGGAGUACAUCCAAGGGGGCUGCUCCUCUCCGCGGGGCUGUCUCUACCUCAAAGACUGGCAUCUCUGCAGGGACUCCUCGGCAGAGGACGUGUUCACCCUGCCUGUGUACUUCUCGUCUGACUGGCUGAAUGAGUUCUGGGAUGCCUUGGACGUGGACGACUACCGCUUCGUCUACGCGGGACCCACAGGCACCUGGUCCCCAUUCCACGCCGACAUUUUCCGCUCCUUCAGCUGGUCGGUCAACAUCUGCGGGCGGAAGAAGUGGCUUUUCUUCCCCCCAGGGCAGGAGGAGGCCCUGAGGGAUUGCUACGGUGGUCUCCCCUACGACGUGACCUCCCCUGCACUCCUCAACACCCACCUGCACCCACUGCAUCAGUACAGCAGCCCGCCCCCGGAGGUGACGCCCCUGGAAGUCACGCAAGAGGCUGGCGAGAUGGUAUUUGUGCCCAGCGGGUGGCACCACCAAGUUCACAACCUGGACGACACCAUCUCCAUCAACCACAACUGGGUCAACGGCUGUAACCUGGCCAACAUGUGGCACUUCCUGCAGCAAGAGCUCCACGCUGUGCAGCAGGAGGUCAGCCAGUGGAGAGACUCCAUGCCCGACUGGCACCACCACUGCCAGGUCAUCAUGAGGUCCUGCUCGGGGAUCAAUUUUGAAGAGUUUUACCACUUCCUCAAGGUCAUCGCUGAAAGGAGGCUCCUCAUCUUGGGGGAGGGGCUGGAGGGGCACAUUGCGGCCACUGGGCUGGGCCCCCAGCAGGCUGCUUUUGACAUUGCCCGCAUCACAGAGGUGCUGACAUCUGUGGUCCAGCACCCUGACUUCCAGAGAGUGGACACCAGUGCGUUCUCGCCGCAGCCAGAGGAGCUGCUGCAGCAACUGGAGGAGGCCGUCGCUGCCACUGCGUCCCUUUAGCACCUGCUGGAGGACGGGGCGCCCUGGAGGCACCAGCCAGAAGGCAGCCUCCCUGCUCUAGGCCCCACCCAGAAAUAAAGACAGCCUUCAUCCCUGUGGCCUGGGACAUGCUCCCUGCUGAGCCUUCUGACCUGGGCAUCCGCAGCAAUGGCUCUUCCUGUGAGGUUCUGAUGGGAUCCUAGCCGCCUAUGGCCAUUUCCUAGGUCCAUUUUCUUUUCUCAGACCUUCCCAGCCUCCCCUUAGGUGAAGGCCAGGACACCGGAGCCUACAGGAUCCAGCCUGCCUGCCUCUGGAGGCUCCUCUGUGUGACCCACCUGCAUGCCCUGGUCACAUGCUCACAUGCAGCUACCCCCAGCCCUCUUCACCCUCUGGCUGUCUCCCUGGGCCCCAGGGCAGCAGCAAGCCAAGGAGUUGGGCAUGAUGCUACAGGUCCAAGCCAGGCAUGUUCAGCUGGAUGUAGUUCACGUCUAGAGGCACAGGAGCUGGGGGGCGGAAAAUCUUCAGGUUCUGGUCCAGUCAGGUGCCCAGGAUGGAAGAGAUGGUGCUGGAGGAGGUGGGUGUAUGGGCAGCAGAGUCAGAGGCCUGGAGUUCCUUUCCCCACAGCCCCUCACAAUACCGUGUGGGGGCUGGGCCCCUAUACCAGCCCAUCCAUGGGUCAGUCCCCCACCUUAGCCUAAAGGUCUGUCCUGGUGGUGGCGGGACUGUCAGAGUCUCCAUCAGAGGGAGCUCUCUGUUAGUGGCCACCUCUCCCUAUUCUCAGGGAAGCCCAACACUCCACUGCCUGAAUCCUGGACAGGGAGGGGCGGUACCUGCUCUGUUCCUUGCAUUGGCUACACACAGGAGGUGCUCCAUCAGUGUCUAAGGGAGGGAAGAAAUGGAGUCUGUCCCCUGCCCAGCCUUCACAGGGACCCCACAGCACCUCGGCCUGUAGCUCACACACCAGGGUGCUGCCCUGUUCUGUGCAUCUCAUCUUUCCACUGACGCAAUUCUGAGGAACAGGCACUGCAGCAGCCCCAGCCCCACCUGCAGCUGGGCACAGAGAACUGAGGGUCAUGGCACAUAUGAGCAGGUUGUUCACUACGCCCCUGCCAUGGGCCCCACAUUGAGGCAUAGGUGGGGAUAGGUUCUUGCCCCUGCAUCUCCCCAGAGCACCCAUGACCCCUCACAGCUCUGUGACUCCUUUCUUCCUGCAGGGGGAGCCCCAGAGCUUGGCUCUCCAGCAGGCAUAAUAAGAUGUAUGAGGGCCAGCUUCCUGCCCAGCCUCUCCUCCUUGACCCACUGUCCACUUACAUUUUCAGCUGGUCCUGGUGUCUGCCGUCCCCGUCACAGCAGGGGAGGGUGCAUGCAUAUCUACAGGAAGCAGUACAUCUGUGCUCUGGACACAACCUACUACAACCGAUUGGAAUGGAAGCCCAGAAGGGCAGGAGUAUUUGUUCUGGUCGAUGAAUUAUGCUAAGUACCUAGAAAGGUGACUGUGUACCUUUACAUAUAGGUGCUUCAUAUAUGUUUGUUGAAUGAGUGAACCCCAGCCAGCACCUCCUCAGAUACCUGAGUGGGCCUAGGCCCCUCUGCCAGUCCCUAGGACCCCCUUAGAUGGAAUCUCAAACCUGUCUUACAAAUGCAGAAGUAGGGCUGGCCAGUUAGCUGAGCUGGUUAGUGUGGUACUGGCAAUACCAGGGUCCAGGGUUUCAUCCCUAUACUGCCCAGCCACCAAAAAAAAAAAACAUGCAAAAACUGCUUUGCCCAAACCCAGGGGCCAGUGAGUUCUGAGACAGAGGCUGCUUCAUGGGGGAGAGGGAAGUAACAUGAACAACGCCAGUCCCUCCAGCAGCCCUUUACCGGGUAGGCACUUUCUGUGGCUUGUCCUGACUGGUCCCUGCAAUGGCACUCUGGGUUUGGUCCAUUUGGCACCCCACUUUUCAGGGGAGCAAAUAACUCAGGUGAAGUGAGAGCCGUGAGCAACAGUCAGGGCUGGGUCAUCUCUGCAGUGGACAGGCGGUGCUCACCCUCCGAGCAGCAGGUCCAGCACUUGUGUGUUUCUCCCCAUCUCCCCUGCAGACUGUGAGCUUCUAGGGGCAGGGACCACCCAGGAGAGCCGCACUCAGGCCUUACAUGGCCCCUACCCAGGGCAAGUAUGCAGGCAUAGCCACUGGAUAGAUUAAUGAGGAUCUCAACUCCCUGCCUUUGAGAAGCUCACAGUGUGGGGAUGGAUGCUAGUAAUAGAAGUGACGUGAGACAGAGCCGGGGGUAGCCAGAAUGAGCCUGGGGGCUCUUCCCAGGGUCUGGUUGCUCUAUGGAGCACAGCGGGCACUGCUGCUCCCUGGUGGUCAAGGGCACUGGGUCCCAGGCAAGUCAGAGGAAAUAGAUCCUGAAGGGUAGGGUCACCAGGCCUCCAGGUGGCAGUCCUGUCCAGUGGGAUCCUUCACCCCCCCAUCUAAGAUCUUUUUGAACCAGGACAUCAUGAACUUCUCAGAACACCAGAUAGUUUGUAUCAAAGAAAAAAGAGAGACAUUUCCCCUCCAAGAAACUGAGCAGCAAACACUAGGUAUGAGGGUAUGAGGUAGGGAAGCUUGGAGAUCAGGUUCACAAGAUUUCUGCUUGAGGGAGGAGUCCCACCUCCAGGAGAGGGGUCACAAAGGAAAGUGUGUGUCUGAGUCUAAUCUUGAGCUUCUUGGUAGAUGUCUGAGUGGAGAAGUGCAGUUAUGAUAUAUCUAAACAUUUGUAAUGACCCAGACACCACCCUGACUAGUGUUAUGGGCUGAGUUGUGUCCUCCUCCCCCAGUAAAAUUUAUGUUGCAGUCUUAACCCCAAAAACUUAAAAGUUAACUAUGUUUGGAGAUAGGGCCUUUAAACAGAUGAUUAGAUUAAAACGAGGCUGGGUCCUAAUCCAAUAUGACCUGUUCUUAUAACAAGAGGAGAUUGGGACAUACAGAGACCUACCAGGGGUGCCUGUGCACAGAGGAUAACCACGUGAAGAAGUGAGAAGGUGGCCAUCUGCCAUCCAAAAGAGCCUAAGAAGAAACCAACCCUGCCAGAACUUUGAUCUUGAACUUCCAGGUUCAAGAACUGAGAAAAUAAAUUUCUGUUGUUUAAGCUG